AUGGUAAUCGAUUGUGGCCCCUCGUCAACAACUCUGUCAAACAAAGUUGGGUUUCUAAAGCCGGUGUCUCCACUAUCCACAGCUGAUGAUGAGAGUAAUGAUGGAGCUUCUAGUCAUAUACCUGGACCUAUUCUCUUUCAGACAGACUACACUUACGUCUGUAUUGUCCCUCCAGGUCCCAAAAUCAUUCAAUUUCAGUUCUAUCCACCCUCACUGGGAAGCACAAACGAAUCCAAGGCAUUGUUUACCAUCAGUGCUGGAAAGUACACUUUGUUAAAGACUUCAGCAUCCUCCUGCUCUAUAGGUUCUCAAGGUCAAAUCCAGCAUGCUAUCAGAGAAUUCUACAUCAAUGUAGAUGAUGGAAGACUAAACGUGACAUUCACGCCAUCAUCAACUCCUGGUGCCUAUGCAUUUGUAAACAAGAUCAAAGUUGUUCCAGUGCCAACAAGUCUUUAUGUGCGAGGAAAUGAUGAAGAUCCCCUUCAAAUUCGUCUCCUUGGACAUAAUCCUAAUGAUCAACAACUUUACAUCCUCAAUAACUCAAGGGCUCUUGAGACCAUGUACCGAGUCAACAUAGGAGGACCUUUCAUCUCUCCUGACCUAGAUGGUUCAGAGAUGAUGCGCACCUGGUCCACAGACAAAAGCUAUAUGAGUAUAAAUGAAGAGGUUGAUACAGACAUUCUACAGUCAAAAAUAAAAAUCAAGUACAGCGCAGAGGUCCCAGCAUACACUGCACCAGUAAAAGUCUACACCACAACCAGGGCUUCAUAUGUCAACGGUGGUAAUACUAGCUGGUCAUUCCCUCUUGAUCCUGGAUUCUAUUACCUCAUCAGAUUACAUUUCUGCGAGAUCAAUAAGAAGAUCAAACUAGGUGAAAGAGUUUUUAAAGUCUACAUCAACUAUCAAACAGCUGAGGGCCAUGCAGAUGUGUUUGAGUGGAGCAAUGGAGCUGGAUUUCCAGUACAUCGAGAUUAUGUGGUUGAUUAUGCUUCUGGACAUAGCAAUAGCACGCAGAAUCUGGUGGUGGCAAUAGAAGGCAUCAACUCAGAACUUGAUGAUCAUCAGGGAAUCUUAAAUGGGUUGGAAAUUUUCAAAAUAUCAGACAAGAACAACAAUCUUGCUGGGGCGCAUCCAUUCGGCUUUGAAGUUGAUCAGUACCGAAAUAUUCCAACAUUAACAGCUACACUCUUUCGCCGAAUAAUAGUUACACUCCUGGCUAUUCUGUUAGGUGUCAUGGUACUGACUGUGGUAUUCCACUUCAUACGCUUCCGCCUAGGAAGGACAUGGGUUAAACAAAGCUUUCUGCCCUGGCAUUAUUCUUCAGACCAAUAUUAUUGUCAGAAAUUCUCACUCACUGAGAUGAAGUCCGCAACAAACAACUUCUGUCAAGCUUUUCAGAUUGGCAGUGGUGGAUUUGGGAAUGUCUACAAGGGUUACAUAGGAGGUGGUGUCUACACUGUGGAUACUGUUGCUAUAAAGCGUGCAAAUCCCACUUCUAAGCAAGGCUUACAUGAAUUCCAAACAGAAAUCACCAUGCUCUCCAAGCUACGCCACCGCCACUUGGUUUCUUUGAUUGGCUACUGCAAAGAGGAUAAGGAAAUGAUACUUGUCUACGACUAUAUGGCGCAAGGUACACUCCGUGAUCAUCUUUAUGGUAAUCCCCGGAAACCACCACUUCCUUGGAAGCUGAGAGUCAAGAUAUGUAUAGGAGCAGCCAGAGGAUUGCACUAUCUCCACACAGGGGCAAACGAAAAAAUCAUUCACCGGGAUGUGAAGUCAAGUAACAUACUGUUGGACAGGAAUUUGGUUGCAAAAGUUUCAGAUUUUGGAUUGUCGAAAGUUGGCCCCAACCCGAAUAUGAUGAGUAGUGACACUGCACAUUCAUCAAAUGAUGACACUCCUCAUGUUAGCACUGCAGUGAAGGGUAGUUUUGGAUACUUGGACCCGGAAUAUUAUCGAAGACAGAAACUGACUGAGAAAUCAGAUGUUUAUUCAUUUGGGGUGGUGUUGUUUGAAGUUGUGUGUGCUAGGCCAGCUGUGAUGAGCAUUGUACAAAAUGGGGAGCCAGAACAUGUAAACCUAAGUGAAUGGGCACUACAACAUUAUAAUCCUGGUCAGGGUGGGAAAGCAAUUGAUCAAAUUCUAGACCCGUCUCUACAGGGAAAGAUCAAUCCCGAAUCUCUGAAGACAUUCACAGACAUAGCAAGGCAAUGUUUGAGAGAUAGAGGAAGUGAGCGGCCAACGAUGGGGGAUGUGUUGUGGAAGUUGGAGCUGGCAUUGCAGCAGCAAGAAAGAGAUGAUCAAGUAGAAAACACUCGAACCGGCACGAGUUUUCCAAUGGAAGGAACUUGGCAGACCAGGCCUGGUCUGCUCUAG
Fragaria vesca subsp. vesca is the source of this 2376-nucleotide messenger RNA. RefSeq names its product receptor-like protein kinase FERONIA-like. NCBI's taxonomy places the organism in Eukaryota, Viridiplantae, Streptophyta, Magnoliopsida, Rosales, Rosaceae. The transcript has a single exon. Gene Ontology annotation, molecular function: ATP binding; transmembrane receptor protein tyrosine kinase activity. The record is from RefSeq and is a predicted model, not a curated record. Gene Ontology annotation, biological process: protein autophosphorylation. Gene Ontology annotation, cellular component: plasma membrane; plasmodesma. Bases 1 to 2376 code for a protein of 791 amino acids.